This is a messenger RNA of Thrips palmi, 2311 nucleotides long. RefSeq names its product protein dimmed-like. Gene Ontology annotation, molecular function: protein dimerization activity. NCBI's taxonomy places the organism in Eukaryota, Metazoa, Arthropoda, Insecta, Thysanoptera, Thripidae. Bases 605 to 1378 code for a protein of 257 amino acids. The transcript is spliced from 8 exons. The record is from RefSeq and is a predicted model, not a curated record.
CUGCCGCUGCCUCAGUCAGUCAGUCGCGAGGCGUUUGUGCGGGCAGUCUGCGCACCGACCCGGCCGGCCACCGCCUCGGCCCUCGCCACCGACUCGAGUAGAGGCAGGUCGCUGCGACGCGCGAAGCGAAGUGCGGGUCGACUCGCCCUCCCGUCCGUCCCUUCGCCUACGUCAGGCCAUCGGGCACCAUCGGGGCGAGGCGAGACGAGCCCGGCGAGGGCGUGUGAGUUUAUUUGUGUCGUGCUUUUCUGCUUGUCGCGUGCGUGGCGGCGACGCGGCAGCACGCGUUGCGUUGCGUCGCGAGUGCAUUGGAACAGCAUUGGAUUAAACCAGACACCAGCACGCGGGACGGGACAUCUUGCUGUCGGCCUGUCGGCGCGGACACUACAUGGGGCAUUUGAUCCAUGCUGUGAAACGAGCUCUCCACUGACACUGGUGGAUCGCCAUCGCGCGGUGGCCCCGGAUACACUGAUGGUCGAGCCGCAGAGCCGACCGCGGCGCCCUCGCUGCUGAGAGGCUGAGGCUCUCCCGCAGCGUCCCGCAGGCCGGAGCGCCGCGUGCGCAGUAGCGCCUCAUGGAUCUGCUCGCUUGAACAGCCACAGACAUGAAGUCCCUGGAGCGCGUGUCCGCAGCGUCGGCCGGAGAGGCGGCGCCCUGUGCCUACUGGCUGGAGGACGACGACGAGGAGGUGGACGUGGACGUGGAGGAGGACAUGCUGCUGGGCUCCGAGGACUCGACGUCCACGUCGACGUCGAGCCGGGGAGGCAAGGAGGGCCACGGCAAGGCCAGGAGCGCAGACGGCUCCGAGAGCUCGGGCAGCGAGCGGAGUGAGCGCGUGAGCGGCAGCGUGGACGAGCGGGACGAGCGCGACGAGCGGAGCGCGGUGGAGCGCACCGCCAUGGCCCAACUGCCCCCGGCGAUGCAGCCGCGGCCCAAGCGGAAGCUGAGCUGCUCGUCCACCACCAGCCACGCGGGGGCGCACCCCUUGCGGAGGCGGAAGUCGGGCAUCUCCGCCCGGGAACGGAACCUGCGGCGGCUGGAGAGCAACGAGCGGGAACGCAUGCGGAUGCAUUCCCUCAACGACGCUUUCGAGCAACUCAGAGAGGUGAUACCGCAUGUGAAGAUGGAGCGCAAGCUGUCGAAAAUAGAGACUCUCACCUUGGCCAAAAACUACAUUAUGGCGCUAACGAAUGUCAUAUGCGAAAUGCGAGGCGAAGAAAAGCCGUACACGUUCCUUGAUGUUGAUUGUGAAACAAAUGGAAGUGGGAGCGGCACCGAGCAAGGACCAGAGGCAGAUGACAUGGAACCCAACAAUAACAGUUUGUUUCAAGAAAAUCUGCAGCUUGGGAACCCCAGCAGCAUUACGACUGACGCCUGAGAAUGAUUACUGAUUUCCUAUAAUUUUCCAUGGAACUUCAGUACCUGCAGAAUGUGCUCCAAAAAUUCACACAACGUACAAAUGAAAGUGCUUGAACUUAUAAGACACAUUCCAGUGGUUAUGCAUUACAAGUUCCUGAUGACAAUGAUUCAGUGAACAUUAAGUGGAACUCAGUUUGUUGUGAAUUGAAGAGACAGUAAAGACAUUGCUCAAGCCUAAAAUAUUGAGAUGCAACUAGCAAUUCAUGAUGAAGACAAUGAAAUCGAUUUAGUGUUUAAUAUAUUUGUAAAAUUGUACAAGGAAGAUAAGUUUAUACACUAGCUAUAAGUAUUUUGUCCAAGUUGUGUAAGUGCAAUAUUUUAUUUAAGUGUGUCUUUGUUUGUUACAAGCUGUUUUAUUGUUCUGGGAGUGCAGAAGGGACUGAUAAUGAGUUGUGGUUAAUAUUUGGUGGCUUGUUAUUUGAAAUUAGCUUAUGACUUAUUAUGAGCACAAAGAAAGCACAGAGUUCAAAGCAAAUCAGAACUAGCCGAAGAAUGUUGUUGGGCUAAGUGCAUAAUUUGGCUUUAUUUUGUCUAAAAUAUGAGAGAAUGCUGGUCACCAGACAGUAAUCAUGUCAUACAUUGUUAAAAAAUGAUAUUAUUUCUGUGUUGUGAUUUUUUUUUCUUUUAAGAAACAAGGCUUUGAAUGCCAGUGCAUUCCAUUAUGAAUGUAAAUUGCAAAGAAUAAGUAAUUUUCUAUCUCAAACUGUAAGUGGCACAAAAAAUAUUUGCAUGUCCACCUCAUGAAGAAAAGACAUUAAUAGUAUUCCCAAUGUACAAAAGUAAUUUAAUUUAAUGAAGAAGGAAGAAUGGCUUCCUUGAGAGAGUAGAUGGUUUGGAUGAUCUGGUGAUCACCAUGAUGAUACCAUAAAAAUAAUAAAAAAAAAAAACAACA